This is a messenger RNA of Dipodomys spectabilis (banner-tailed kangaroo rat), 1655 nucleotides long. It is a transcript of the gene Ppp2cb, whose product is annotated as protein phosphatase 2 catalytic subunit beta. Bases 37 to 966 code for a protein of 309 amino acids. The record is from RefSeq and is a predicted model, not a curated record. NCBI's taxonomy places the organism in Eukaryota, Metazoa, Chordata, Mammalia, Rodentia, Heteromyidae. The transcript is spliced from 7 exons. Gene Ontology annotation, cellular component: cytosol. Gene Ontology annotation, molecular function: protein serine/threonine phosphatase activity. Gene Ontology annotation, biological process: mitotic cell cycle; peptidyl-serine dephosphorylation.
GGGGCGGGAGGCGGCGGGGCCGGGGAGCGCGCCGCCAUGGACGACAAGACGUUCACCAAGGAGCUGGACCAGUGGGUCGAGCAGCUGAACGAGUGUAAGCAGCUGAACGAGAACCAAGUGCGGACGCUGUGCGAGAAGGCUAAGGAAAUUUUAACAAAAGAAUCAAAUGUGCAAGAAGUUCGUUGUCCUGUUACUGUCUGUGGAGAUGUGCAUGGCCAAUUCCAUGACCUUAUGGAACUCUUUAGAAUCGGUGGAAAAUCACCAGACACAAACUACCUAUUCAUGGGUGAUUAUGUAGACAGAGGUUAUUACUCUGUGGAGACUGUGACUCUUCUUGUAGCAUUAAAGGUUCGAUAUCCUGAACGCAUUACAAUAUUGAGAGGAAAUCAUGAAAGCCGACAAAUUACCCAAGUUUAUGGCUUUUAUGAUGAAUGUCUACGGAAGUAUGGAAAUGCCAAUGUUUGGAAAUACUUUACAGAUCUAUUUGAUUAUCUUCCACUUACAGCUUUAGUAGAUGGACAAAUAUUCUGCCUCCAUGGUGGCCUCUCUCCAUCCAUAGAUACACUGGAUCAUAUAAGAGCUCUGGAUCGUUUACAAGAAGUUCCACAUGAGGGCCCAAUGUGUGAUCUGUUAUGGUCAGAUCCAGAUGAUCGUGGUGGAUGGGGUAUUUCACCACGAGGUGCUGGCUAUACAUUUGGACAAGACAUUUCUGAAACGUUUAACCAUGCCAACGGUCUCACACUGGUUUCUCGUGCUCAUCAGCUUGUAAUGGAGGGAUACAAUUGGUGCCAUGAUCGGAAUGUGGUUACUAUUUUUAGUGCACCCAAUUACUGUUACCGUUGUGGGAACCAGGCUGCUAUCAUGGAACUAGAUGACACUUUAAAAUAUUCCUUUCUUCAGUUUGACCCAGCGCCUCGUCGUGGAGAGCCUCAUGUUACCAGGCGCACCCCAGACUACUUCCUGUAAAUUCCUUCUGAGAAAACCUUUCUUUGUAUGUGGAAGUAUACCUGGAUUUUCAGUGAGUGAGUGAGUAUGUGUGGGUGUGUGUGGGUGUGUGUGGGUGUGGGUGUGUGUGUGAGAGAGAGAGAGAGAGAGUUUAAUACCAAACAAAAAGACAACAGUAAUCUUUGUGUUUCUGUAACAAAUUGUGAUCUGUCUCGGCAUUAAACCACAUCAUGGACCAAAAUGUGCCAUACUAAUGAUGAGCAUUUAGCACAAUUUGAGACUGAAAUUUAGUACACUACAUUGUAGAUGGGUCAGUCUAACAGUUUGCCUGCUGUAUUUGUAGUAACUAUUUUUCUCUGGACUGUUCAUACAGAAAAGGUAACUAACUGCUUAAUCUCCUUUUGCGCUUAUUUGUAAAUUUUAGUUAUAGUGUUUAACUGGCAUGGAUUAAUAGAGUUGGAGUUUUAUUUUUAAGCAGAAAUGACAAGCUGACUUCCACUUAAUCCAUUAACCUUAUUUUGUUGAAAUGUAUAAUUAACUAAAGAAGAGAUUCUUCUUGGGAGUAUGUUGUCAUAACAUGAAAAAGAUUUCCCUCCAUUUAAACUAAAUUACUGUUUUAUGUUGAUCUACAUAUUUCUGUAUAUUUGUCAUGACAGUGCUUGCAUCCUAUUUGAUGAACUGAGCAAAUAAACUUGCCAUUUAAACAAAAA